GAGGAGAGAGCACUUUCUCCUGCCUCAUUCAACAGCUGGGUACAGCUGCUUUUUACUCACAAUCACAAAAUGAGAGCACAGCUCCUGAACUUGGGUGCAUCUCUACCUUCCCGAAGAUUGUGAGAACAGCCCUAAUGAAGAGGUCUCUGCAGGCUUGUGCAUAGUCGCUUCCCUAGUUCCCUGUGGACAUGAGCAUCACAGAAGCGGCUGCCUCCUUGCUUCGGUCAGAAGAAACCUUCUCUGCAUGCCUUGCCCGGAUCAACAGUGUUGUCCUCAAGCCCCUGCUGCAGUCAGGUUCCUUUGAGCAUUCGAAGCUCUUCCUCCUCUUGAACGACCACUUUCACAUCCUCUGGGACUUGGCAGAGGAGAAUUACAGAGCCCUGAAGCAAACCUUCAGUACUUCGGAAUCUGCUUGCAUCCAAGAUAUCUACUUGAUCUGGAAAGCAGACGUGUUCCAGGAUGCCUACAUCCAGUACUUCUCCACUUUUGCCAGCUUUGCUGUUGUCCAGGGCUUUGAGCAUGCUGCCAGGAAUAAAAGUGAGAUCUGGAAGCGGCACAAACCGGUCCUGCAGCAGUUCCUUGCAGAUUUCUCCUUGGACACGACGAUGCCGGUGGCUCUUCAUACAGUGCUGAACAAGCCGUUCCGAGAUCACCUCCAGCAGUACAGCCUGAUCUUCUCCACGCUCGAGAAAAGCACCAGUCAGUGCCCAGAGAAAAGAGCAGUAGCUGAAGCCGCUGAGGAGUUUGUGAAGCUGCAGGCCUUCAUCAGCCAAGCCUUGGACGAAGCCUCUCUCACCAGAUCCCUGUGGAAGUCCUUGGGGCAUAAAUUCACGGAUCUUAUUUGCAUGCCUGAGCGGCGACUCUUGGAAGACAGCCGAGAUCUUACCGUCUAUGCCAGUACAGGCCAAUCUGACCGCAUUCUGCUCUUUGAUGAUAUCCUAGUUUUGGUCCAGGGGCACAGUUUGCAGAGUUUUGAACUGAAGCACGUGUGGGUAGAUGCAACCUCUCAGGAAACAGGAAAACACACUCUCCACAUCAUCACCCCAGAAGAGGAGUUCUUCCUCCUGGCCAAGGAACCAGAAGCACGAGCUGUGUGGCAAUGGAAGCUCAACCAGGCCGUGCGCCAGGCGUUGAAUGGGAAGAGGGACUUCCCCCUGUGGGGCAAGGCUGGUGAAGGGAGAGACCCUCCUGCCGACCGCUUCUUCGCCUUUGCUUUCAAGGCAGAGGGGAGACUGAAGAAUGCCGCCUACGAAGGAGAGUGGCACCUGGGCAAGCUGCAUGGCCAGGGGACGCUGACUUGGCCGGAUGGUCGCAAUUAUGUGGGAGACUUCCAAGGAGGCUUGGAGCAUGGGUUUGGGAUAUGCCUCAUGCCCCGUGUUUCUGAGGACCGCUACGACUGUUACAAGUGCCAUUGGUGGGAAGGCAAAAUGGCUGGAUAUGGCAUCUGCGAGUACGGCAAUGAGAUGGUCUACAAAGGCUAUUUCAAGGACAACAUGCGCCAUGGCUUCGGAAUCUUGGAAAACCCUUCAGCCACUGACCAGCCAUUUAAGUACACAGGGCACUGGAAAGACAACAAGAAAAGCGGCUAUGGUGUUUGGGACAACAGGGAGAAAGGGGAGAGAUACAUCGGGAUGUGGCAUGAAGACCAGCGGUAUGGGCAAGGGGUUGUGGUGAUGCAGUCCGGAGUAUGCUAUCGGAGGACAUACUACAUGGAUAAGAUGGUGGGUUCUGGGGUUCUUCUCCUAGAAGAUGAUUCCAUCUAUGAGGGGAACUUCACAAGUGACUUGACUUUUGUUGGAAAGGGAAAGCUGACCUUCCCCAAUGGCUUCACUUUGGAGGGCACCUUCAGCAACAAAUCCAGCCAAGGGCUGCAUACCCAAGGGGUCCUGAACACGUCCGGAGAACAGACGGUUGAUGCAGUAACCAAACUCCAGCUGGGUCAGGAAGAAUUUCCAGUGGAGAAAAGAUGGAAAGGUCUCUACAGCCACUUCCUGGAGUUCAUCCACUCAGGGGGCCGAAGCGAGAUGGAAGAGUCCUUCAUGGGGUUCCACGUGCAGACGAGCCGAGAGCUGCGGAAGUCGCAGGAGUACCUCUUCUGCCACAGAGGGACUGAAGAGGCUCCUGGGAAAGUAGACCUCUUGGAAGAACUCAUUGAGAACCAGGCGGAGGAAUCCCUGCAAGGAUACCUGCAACAGGCUCUGCAGUCUUCUCUGCACCCCUUAGGGAAACUGCUGAAGGCUCUGACCCUGGCGUUCCAGGCCACCUACUCUGGGAUUGGCGCCAACAAACACCUUCUGAGCAUGGCCCAAGAGGAGGUCAAGCAUUAUGCAAAGAGAAUCUGGGAAUUCUACCAGGGUUUGCUGCAUCUUGCCUUGGAGGUCAAAGGUCUGCUGGAUCCUGAAGCCACACAGCAGAGCAACCUCAAUGGACCUGGCAUCAUCCUGUCCCUCAUUCUGCCAUGUUUCUACCCGGAACUCUCGAUGUUGUAUAUGCUUUACCACGAAAAGGAGGAUGAGCUCUACUGCCAGGGGAUUGUUGACCUGAGUCGGUUUUCAGACGUUAAGCUGCUGGAAUUCUUGGAUGUGCAGAAACAUCUGUGGCCCCUCAAAGAUCUCAAACUAACCCGUAACCAGAGACACUCCCUCAUUCAGGACCAGUGUUUUCUUUCUGCUACUGAAUGCCUGCAGAAGCUAAUGACAACAAUUGACCCCCUGGAAAAACUGCACAUCCUGCAAAAGACCUAUGAGGAAAUUGAGAAAACCGUAGCUCGGGUGCUGGGGAAGGAAUAUAAUUUGCCAAUGGAUGACCUGUUGCCGCUGCUGAUGUAUGUGGUGACACGGGCCAGAAUUCAACAUUUAGGAGCAGAGAUCCACUUGAUCAGAGAUAUGAUGGACCCUGUAAAUGAAGGAGGCAUGUAUGAUUUCCUGCUUACAGCACUGGAGUCAUGCUAUGCAUUUAUCCAGAAAGAGGUGAGACUCACCCAGAACUGGCAUGGGUCACACGAUUCCUGAAUGUUUCACACGUUGACCAAUCAUUUCAUGAGGAAGAUGGAAGGGACUUGUCACAGUUGCUGCUGUCUUUUCUAUGCCUUUCCCGUGGGAAGGAAGUUCGAUGUGGGGAUUCUUUUGAAUGGAAGUAGAUUUGUGGGCACAAGAAUGUUGUCUUGCGUUCUGCAUGGGCCAAACCCAGUUUCCAGUGUCCAAGGAAGAGAGGUAUCCUUUUUUAAUUCCUACACAGAGAACAGAAAUGGGCGGGGUGGGUGGGUAGAGAGGUAGAAUCCUGGCUGUGCAGAAGCCAGAAUAAAAGCCUUGUGAGUACUACCAAGACCAGAAGACUGAGAUCUUCAAUCUUUCCCCUGAUCAGUGGAAUUCUUAACUGAACGUUGUUGUGAGCUGAUCAGUCUCAUUUCUCACGGUGCUUCCUUGAGAUACUGCUAUUCUCCCUGCUGUGCAGUUCUUAGUCUUCAUGCUGAUGCAUGUAUUAGUCCUACUAUUGUGAACACUGCCAUUACAGUAUGGUAGAAUGUGUGAUGGGCAUGUACAUAGCUCAGAAUUUUGGCUGGGUGUUACUAUGCUGCUGGUGAACUUGUGAAGAAGUGAGGUUAAAGUCUCCUUAGUUCAGCGAUGGCAAAUGUAUUGAGCCGUUCUCCAUCACAAGGAAGAAAUAUGUUUAAUGGCAGAAUAGAGAAACUAUUACAGCUAACCUUCUUCCAUUACACAUUCAGUUUGAUUUAGACUUAAAAAAAAAAUUAAUGCCUAGUUAGUUGCCCUCAUUCCCUCUCCUACUUUUAAAAGUAAAAGGACAGUAGAUUUCCUGCUUUGGUUCCCUUCUGCACCCAAUCUUCUGCAAGUACACCUCAAAGUGUGGCAUUUUGAGAGGGAGUCACUAUCGCCAAGAGCUGUAGUUGAACACCAUUACCCUUGGCUGUAUUUCAGAUAGGAGGAUUGGGUAUCAGGAUUGGGUAUCAGACUCCACAGAUCUGCAUGAAGGCAGUUUGAAACACUUUAAACUGAUCUUUGGAUCAAACCGUAAGAGUCGUGCCAUUGUAAGAUUUUGAAACUCUUCUGGGACUGAACUGACAACUAUGUAAUUGCUCUUUAAAAAAUUAAUGCAAGUUCUAAAUGAAAGUCUUCUAAAACAGAUCUGGCAUGAUGAAAUUCUUAUAAGGGAGAUAGCAAAUUUUAUUGUAAAAUGUAUGGUCGUGUUAGGAAGUCAAAUUUCCAGUCUGUCCUCUGGUUGUAGAGGAGGGAGGUCACUGUGAAUCCUUGCUCUUGUGGAUCUUGAUGGCAGAAAGCAACUGGAAGUGAGAACACUAAUUUUAAAUGAACAGCGCAAGACUGAAGCUUGUGUACUUUUAAAAAUUAACUGAAUGGACUGUUACAUAAUUUUACAUCAAUGCCUUAUGGUAUCAAGACACUGGAUAAAAAUAUUUAAUAUCCCAAUUUUGAGAUUGUUAUAAAUGACUUUGUAUUGAAAUAAAUUGGUAUAUUUUG
This is a messenger RNA of Hemicordylus capensis (graceful crag lizard), 4493 nucleotides long. It is a transcript of the gene ALS2CL, whose product is annotated as ALS2 C-terminal like. Lineage: Eukaryota; Metazoa; Chordata; Lepidosauria; Squamata; Cordylidae. The record is from RefSeq and is a predicted model, not a curated record. Gene Ontology annotation, molecular function: guanyl-nucleotide exchange factor activity. The transcript has 26 exons. Bases 189 to 3011 code for a protein of 940 amino acids.